Messenger RNA from Cornus florida, 1045 nucleotides. RefSeq names its product NDR1/HIN1-like protein 1. The record is from RefSeq and is a predicted model, not a curated record. Lineage: Eukaryota; Viridiplantae; Streptophyta; Magnoliopsida; Cornales; Cornaceae. Gene Ontology annotation, biological process: defense response to other organism. The transcript has a single exon. Bases 134 to 760 code for a protein of 208 amino acids.
CAACACCCCUUAUUUUUGGUCUAUAUAGCCAGAUAUUUACAUAUCAUUUGUGUAGUACCUACACAUAAACCACACUUCCCCUGUUUAGUUUCUCUGCCUUAAACAGAUUCUCCAACCUCCUACCACCGCAACCAUGUCGGUGAAAGACUGCAGCCACCACAAGGACAGGCGUAGGAAGCUCAUCCGCCGCUUUUGCGCCGGCCUCCUCAUCUUCAACCUCAUCCUCCUCAUCAUGAUUCUCCUAGUCUGGGCCAUCCUUCAGCCCAAGAAACCCCGAUUCAUCCUCCAAGACGCCACCGUCUACGCCUUCAACGUCUCCGCCCCCAAUUUCGUCACCUCCACCAUCCAAAUCACCAUCUCCUCCCGAAACCCUAACGACAAGAUCGGAAUCUACUACGACAAGCUAGACGUCUACGCCAUCUACCGCAGCCAACAAAUCACCUACUACACCGGCAUACCACCCACCUAUCAAGGCCACAAAGACGUCAACGUUUGGUCGCCGUUUAUUUCCGGUGUUAACGUGCCGGUGGCUCCGUACAACGGCAUCGCUCUAAGUCAAGAACAGGCCGGUGGAUCCGUGCAGUUGAUCAUCAAGAUCGAUGCACGGGUCAGAUGGAAAGUUGGGACCUUCACAUCAGGAAAGUACCGUCUCCACGUCAAGUGUCCGGCGUUUCUCACUUUCGGUAGCCAGACCACCGGAAUUGUUGUCGGUAACGCCAUUAAGUACCAGCUGGUCCAGAGGUGCGGCGUCAGUGUCUGAUCCAGUUAAUUAACGCCGUUAAUUAACUAUUGGCUUCUCUCUAUGUGAGGUUGUUAAUUUACGUAUGUUUUGUUUUUUUAAAAUAUUUUCUGUUUAUGUUCUGUAGUGGUAUACCACGAGGGUGAAAUUGUACAUUUUGCUAGUGUUGAAUAAAUUUAAAAAGGAAAUGAAAAAGGAAACAAAUAGCAAAAUUUACAACCUUGUUGUAUGAUCGAUUUUUAAGUGUCGGUUAUAAGAAAUUUGAUUUAAUAAAAGUCAAGUGGCCGGUUCGUAGUUGUUGUGUCA